CUUCUGCUCCAUCACCAGACGAUGCGCCCCGGCAACUUCUAACAGCACCGAUGAGAGACCCCGAACAGCAGCAACGGUCAUCUUCAUAGACAGGUAAUGGCUCCAGUGUGACUACCACAACAUCAACCCGCCUAGCUGGCCUGUCUGACUCUGUAGCUAUGGCAACUUGUCCAAGGGGAUGUGCGCCAGCAGUGCGCCUUUGUCAGAGACUGAACCGACUGAAGACACUAGAUGAUGACAUGAUGGCAACUUCUCUGAAGCGCUGCCUCUCCACCCUGGACCUGACUCUCAUGGGUGUUGGCGGCAUGGUGGGCUCUGGGCUUUACGUCCUCACAGGAACAGUGGCUAAAGACACGGCUGGGCCUGCUGUCAUCAUAUCCUUCCUUUUCGCAGGUAUUGCGUCUUUACUGGCUGCCUUUUGUUAUGCAGAGUUUGGAGCACGUAUUCCCAAAACAGGAUCUGCCUACAUGUUUACCUACGUCUCCGUGGGAGAGGUCUGGGCCUUUCUCAUCGGCUGGAAUGUGAUUCUGGAGAACAUGAUUGGUGGUGCGGCCGUGGCACGUGCCUGGAGUGGCUAUCUAGACUCCAUUUUUAACCACGCUAUCCAGAACUUCACGGAGACACACAUUAUGCAGUGGCACGUGCCCUUCCUUGCCCAUUACCCUGACCUACUUGCAGCAGGAAUUCUAGUAGUUGCCUCCUUCUUCAUUUCCUUUGGAGUUCAAGUGUCCUCUUACCUCAACCACAUCUUCUCCCUCAUAAGUAUGGGUGUCAUCGUUUUCAUCUUGGUCUUUGGCUUUAUGCUGGCUGAACCAGCCAAUUGGAGCCAGGAACAAGGAGGCUUUGCACCUUUUGGGAUGUCUGGAAUACUGGCAGGCUCAGCCACUUGCUUCUACGCAUUUGUGGGCUUUGAUGUAAUUGCUUCCUCAAGUGAGGAGGCAAAGAAUCCACAGAAGGCUGUUCCUAUUGCGACUGCUAUCUCCCUUGCACUGGCAGCAACAGCCUACGUCCUGGUCUCCACAGUGCUCACACUAAUGGUUCCCUGGCGUACACUGGACCCCAACUCGGCUCUGGCAGAUGCUUUUUUCCGCCGUGGCUACAGUUGGGCAGGAGUUGUUGUGGCAGUAGGUUCCAUCUGUGCCAUGAAUACCGUGCUGCUCUGUAAUCUCUUCUCCCUCCCUCGGAUCGUGUACGCCAUGGCUGAGGAUGGAUUGUUUUUCUCCAUUUUCGCAAGGGUCAAUCCCAUUACCAAAGUUCCUGUCAAUGCUAUUCUGGUGUUUGGAAUCCUCAUGGCCACCAUGGCUCUGAUCUUUGACCUGGAGGCCUUGGUUCAGUUCUUGUCCAUCGGCACCCUCCUGGCUUACACCUUUGUGGCAGCAAGUGUUAUCGUGCUGCGCUUCCAGCCUGAGAAAACCAGCGGCAAGGGAACCGCUUCCACCACUCCGAACCCCAUCGCUGAGCCUUCCCCUGAGCCGAAGCAGUACGAGUCCUUCUCUGACAAACUCCAGCUGGUGGAAAGGCAGAAGUCGAAAGAGCCGCGUGGGGUUGGGCAGCUAAAGGCCUGCUGGGAACCAUACCUGGACAGGCUGCUGGGGGACUGUGAGCCAGGCGAGGUGGUGGCCUUCUGUGUGCUGACGCUGAUAGUGAGCUCAGUAUCCCUCUGCGUUGUGUUGGAAUUUGGAAACAAACAGCUGCAACUGCCAGUUUGGAGCUUCACGAUGCUGCUGGUGAUUUUUAGCUUAGCUUACAUCGUCAGCCUGGCGCUGAUAUGGGUUCAUGAGCCACAAAAAAACAACAAAACAUUCCAGGUACCUCUGGUUCCACUGACUCCGGGUGCCAGUAUCCUCUUUAAUGUAUUCCUCAUGAUGAAGCUCAGCCUUCUAACCUGGAUUAGAUUCACUGUGUGGAUUGCCAUUGGUCUCUUUGUGUAUUUUGGCUAUGGGAUCUGGCACAGUAAGGAGGGAAUACGGGAACUGCAGCCCAAAGACAUGGCCGCCCGGUACGUGGUGCUACCCAGCGGCAGCCUGGUAGAGACAGUGCAGUCCAUCCAGCCCGAGGGUCAAGUGGACUCCUCAGCGCACCACAUCACCGCCUCCACUGCCUCGACAGCCGAGGAAAACACAGGGAAGAGAUGAUAUGUGACCAAUCAUAGUCGUCAGUACAACUGCCUGGUAUUAUCUGCUGUCUCCCACUCAUGCGCUCUACUAUUACUAGUGUACUCUUUGUAUCUCACUCCCUUUAGCGUGUGACAGUCUGUACUUGUUGCUCUGCAAAUGUAUGCACACCACGGGAUGGGAUGCACUCUCUCUGUCUUAUUGUGAAGCAUAUUUGUAUAUCUUGUAAUACUCAAAUGUACAGUAGAGAGCUUUAUUACUGUCCUGUAAAACUUUUAGCAUCAAAGUUGUGUUAUAUCCUUUAAGACCAGCUCUCUUCUUGCAACCUUGCCAGUUUGUCCAUGCGGUUGUAGGUUAUAUAUGGUGCUUUCUUUGUUACAAACACUGGAGGAUUUUUAAAAAUGUUCACACAGCUCUGGAGCUGAAACAUUUACAUUUUUUGGAGGAUAACCAACUACAUUUUUGAAAGAUAUCAUUUUGAGCAGAGUAAGCAUCCAUU
Messenger RNA from Stegastes partitus (bicolor damselfish), 2613 nucleotides. RefSeq names its product solute carrier family 7 member 4 (gene slc7a4). Gene Ontology annotation, biological process: amino acid transport; transmembrane transport. Bases 159 to 2135 code for a protein of 658 amino acids. The transcript has 6 exons. Gene Ontology annotation, cellular component: plasma membrane. The record is from RefSeq and is a predicted model, not a curated record. NCBI's taxonomy places the organism in Eukaryota, Metazoa, Chordata, Actinopteri, Pomacentridae. Gene Ontology annotation, molecular function: amino acid transmembrane transporter activity.